Portunus trituberculatus (swimming crab) is the source of this 1620-nucleotide messenger RNA. Its product is annotated as sugar transporter ERD6-like 9. The transcript is spliced from 3 exons. NCBI's taxonomy places the organism in Eukaryota, Metazoa, Arthropoda, Malacostraca, Decapoda, Portunidae. Gene Ontology annotation, molecular function: transmembrane transporter activity. Gene Ontology annotation, cellular component: membrane. Gene Ontology annotation, biological process: transmembrane transport. Bases 544 to 1620 code for a protein of 358 amino acids. The record is from RefSeq and is a predicted model, not a curated record.
UCUCUUCCUCCCCCCACGCGAUCCUCGCCCUAGCGGUCCUUGUUACGAAACCUUCAAAUCUUUGUUUCUUCCCUCUUCCCGCCAUAACUAACUUAACAUUCGCUUUCCUUCAUGCUUCACCGCCUGUACGUAUUCACUCUUGGUCAGUGAAUUUACUAGGUCUGCUAUGAAUAUAUAACUUGUGUGCCCAGGUUCGUCUACCUUUGUACUCCACCUCCCUUGGUCUGCCCUCCCCUCCCACAACGCUUCCUUGUAUAACCACUCGCCUCCUCCCUCUCCUCCCUCCUCUUCCACUGUCAGACGUCCACUGAACUGUUCUCAGACCAGUGAGUCAAGAUCCUGUUAGUAUAUAGUUUGACGUCACGUACUCUGAACAGAACAAUCCCAGGAACUCCACAAGACUGUUGAUGACAAUAAAGAAAUAAUAAAAGAGUGCCUAUGACAGUGACAUCAGAGACGUUUAUGCAACUGGCAUAAGGCAAGAUCUAAGAGUCGUCUUCGCCCGCCACACACAUCCAGGUACUCGGCGGGAAAGGUGCAAUCAUGAGAGACUGCGACCCGGUCCAGAGUGAAGCUUGCUGUGUGUGUCAGAUGGGAACUGACGCUGAAGUAAACAUUUGUGUUAAUGUAAAUGUGAAUGAUCUCUGGCAAAAGAACCAGAACCCUAGGCACAAGCACUACUGCCACGAAAUACAGUCGUCAGUAUAUAUUUACAACCACACAGAGUGUGAUAAAAUGUCUCCCAUCACGAAGCCACACCAAUAUGAAAUAGCGGGAGUGCAUCUCAGCGACGACACAGCCAGAGCGAGCCAUCAAGACACGCAGCUUCAGACCUGUUGCUGUGGAAGAAACACACCGUACUUUCAUAGGGCAACGUUUCAUCAGGCAAUGGCCACGCUUGUGAUGGCGCUUAUACAAAUUCAAGCAGGCACAGCAUUCAGUUUCUCUGGAGUUACGCUGCCACAGAUGACUGAUUCAACUACCCAGGACAUCUUUCUGGACCCGCAUCAGGCAGCUCUUUUCGGAAGUCUGGUAAAUCUGGGGGCCGUUGCAGGAACUUGCCUCAGCUGGCCACUGCUGGUAAGGCUUGGGCAGCGAAGAACACUCUUGUUCGGGCUCCCAUUCUCUCUCCUGGCUUGGUUCACACUCGUAUUUUCACCAACCACCUGGGUUCUUCAAUUAGCCCGCUUUAUCCUCGGCCUCACCAUGAGUAUGCUAACACCAGCAGCAAAUCUUUAUCUCCUAGAAAUCUCUCAUAGGAAAAUUCGGGGGAGACUUCUCGGGACAAUGACACUGUCCAGAAAUCUCGGAAGCUUAGUCGUUACUUUGGUCGGCAGCCUGUCACUCAGCUGGCGCUACGUGGGGUUGUUAUGUUCCACUUUCUCUGUGCUUCCAAUUCUGGGUGUGUUCUUCUUGCCCAACUCUCCUCGUUGGCUGAUAACUCAAAACAGAAUGGACGAAGCUUACUCCGCGCUAGUCUUCUUCCGGAAAGCAGAUUACGAUCCUUUGCCAGAACUCCAUGCCAUCACAGAGCAAGUGGAGAGCAAGUUUGUGGUGUUGGGUAGCUGUCGGGACAGUACAGCCACGAAGGUGAAGGUUCUUCAUAGAAACACGUACUAA